UCCACCUCCUCCUCCUCCUCUUCCUCCUCCUCUGUUCUCCUCCUCCUCUCCACAUCCCUCACUCUCUUUUCUCCCUGACACAAGUCCCACAUAUUCCCCAGAGGAUAAGAUGCUAUGGAGGCCAUAAGAAGUGCAGCACUCUAUAUCUGCUCUGUUCUGUUCAUCCUUACAGAAGUCAGAUCAGAGUAUAUCUACAUCCCAUCAUUAGUCCAUCAUGGCAUCGAAGGGAAGCCCUUACUCUUGUCUGUGGAGGUCCAUUUUCCACUGGACGAGGUCGAUCUGCAGGGAACUUGGUCCCACACGAAACCAAGUGGGACCAGGACCACGUUGGUGACAUUUACCAAAGAGAACACAAUCACUGACAUGAUGUUCCGCAACCGCCUCAUCUUCAGACAACCCAAUGUUUCGCUGCUAAUCCGGAAAUUAAACCAGGACGAUGAGGGGGAUUAUCACCUGAGCCUCAACAUUGAGUUUCAUAACAAGACAGGACUGGUGAUGAAGGAGGAGAGAACAGUCCAUGUGACGGUGGACGUUCCUGUGACCACUCCAGUCAUUGCGAAGACACCAUCACAUGCAGUCGUUGAGGACAAAGCCAAUGUGACCCUGACGUGUUCUGUUGAGAGAGGAACUCGAGUUACGUUCCAGUGGCUGAGGAAUAAUGUCCUGUUGGGUCCCGGUGGAAGGUACCAUUUCUCACCAGACAACUCCACGCUGGUGAUCGUCCCUGUGAGGAAGGAGGACAUGGGGACGUACCGCUGUGUGGCCACUAACCCGGUCAGUCAGGGCCGGUCCAGCAGAGCCAUGGACCUCAACGUCUACUAUGGCCCCUACAACCUGGCUGUGAACUCAGGCCAAGGCCUGCGGACAGGGGAGGUGUUCACCAUCAACCCCGGAGAGCUGGUGUACUUUGAGUGCCAGGCGGAUUCCAACCCUCCUAACAGCUACGUGUGGAUCUCCAAGAGCCGCAACGCCACCCAGGUCAUCACCGAGGGCCCGAGGCUGGAGGUGCACUCCUACAAACUGGCCCAGACCGAGGAGUACCUGUGCCGCGCCUUCAACAACGCCACGCAGAAGCAGGACGAGGCCCAGUUCACUCUGGUGGUGGCUGACUUCAGAGCAGGAAUUGAUAGACGGACCAUGGACAGCACUUCUUUUUCCCCUGUUGCUGCCAUUACUGUGUGUUCUUUGUUCAUCAUCGGCUGCAUGCUGCUAGUCUUUCUGAGGAGAAGCUGCCAUCCAAAAAGAGUGCUUAUGAGCAUUUACAACAGCAGACCCCUUUCAGAACAGAAAAGACCCCAUCGUUCAGGUCAUGAGGAUGCAACAGAAGACUUUGGCAUCUAUGAGUUUAUCUCCAUACCUGGGAAAAUGGAAUCAGCACAGGCGUCGAGCAGAUCUCUGGCUCGCCUCGAGUCCAUUCAGGAUAUGCACACGACCAUCUACGACGUGAUCGGGCAAGUACCCGAAACCCCCAGCCACAGUUUAUUAGAGUAACUUCCGGCCAGAGUUGAGAUGCAACACUCUGCCAUUUUUCACUUGGCGGUUCUCGUGUGGCUUCUCAGUUAUCAAAGCCAGAUGAGCUGGUUUUGGUCGCCCACUUUUUUUGCACAAAAGAUGAAGAAACUUGUUUGAACACACGAGCUGAUUGUGCACUGCUGUUAUCUGGAGUUUGGGAUAAUCGCAAAAUGUCUGUUGCUUAUAUUCCUGUGAGAUGAAAGUGUAUGUAUGGCUUGACUUUAAAGUAUAAUUACAGUUAAAAGUUGUUUUUGCUUUUUUUGUUUUUUAUUUUUUUAAUUACUUACUGGAAUGAUAUUAAAACAAGCAAAUCAGUUGUAAGUUCUCUUUUGUUUGUUCAUAAUAUAUUUCUAAUGCAUACAUUUUAUUUCCAUGGGUUUAUUCACCAGAUCCAUUAAAAUGUGAUAAGUACAAUAAUAAGAGAGACUGUUUUUCAAAGAGACAAGUGUUAUUACGAAUGCUUUUUAAACUAUAUGUUGACUAAAGUUUCAAUGAAAUGUAAAUAUUGUACAUGGAUUAUGCUGCAGAAUGUUUAUAUGUGUUAUUCCAGUUCUAUGUUCAGCUCACGUCUAUUUAUUCCUGUUGAAACACUUGACGCUGUUUCCACAAAUGUAGCAUUUCCCUGUUCGAUAGAUACCACGAUAUACUGAAGCAAAGGACGAUGAUGAAUGCUUCUUGAAUUAUUGUACAGUUGGAGUUCACAUGUUGGUUUUGUACUUUAUUAAAGAUAUAACUGUUUACUA
Molecule: messenger RNA, 2255 nt
Organism: Sphaeramia orbicularis (orbiculate cardinalfish)
Lineage: Eukaryota; Metazoa; Chordata; Actinopteri; Kurtiformes; Apogonidae
Gene: hepacam2
Product: HEPACAM family member 2
Exons: 9
Coding region: 115-1491 (458 amino acids)
Source: RefSeq, a predicted model, not a curated record